Pecten maximus is the source of this 1515-nucleotide messenger RNA. RefSeq names its product probable ATP-dependent RNA helicase ddx17. The record is from RefSeq and is a predicted model, not a curated record. The transcript has 4 exons. Lineage: Eukaryota; Metazoa; Mollusca; Bivalvia; Pectinida; Pectinidae. Bases 1 to 1515 code for a protein of 504 amino acids.
AUGGAACGGGGUACAACAUCUAGAGGGGAUUACCAGAGCAAUACAACAUCUAGCGGGGAUUACCAGAGCAAUACAACAUCUAGCGGGGAUUACCAGAGCAAUACAACAUCUAGCGGGGAUUACCAGAGCAAUACAACAUCUAGCGGGGAUUACCAGAGCAAUACAACAUCUAGCGGGGAUUACCAGAGUAAUACAACAUCUAGCCGGGAUUACCAGAGCAAUACAACAUCUAGCGGGGAUUACCAGAGUAAUACAACAUCUAGCGGGGAUUACCAGGGCAAUACAACAUCUAGCGGGCGGGGUACAACAUCUAGAGGGGAUUACCAGAGCAAUACAACAUCUAGCGGGGAUUACCAGAGCAAUACAACAUCUAGCGGGGAUUACCAGAGCAAUACAACAUCUAGCGGGGAUUACCAGAGUAAUACAACAUCUAGCGGGGAUUACCAGAGCAAUACAACAUCUAGCGGGGAUUACCAGAGUAAUACAACAUCUAGCCGGGAUUACCAGAGCAAUACAACAUCUAGCGGGGAUUACCAGAGUAAUACAACAUCUAGCGGGGAUUACCAGGGCAAUACAACAUCUAGCGGGCGGGGUACAACAUCUAGAGGGGAUUACCAGAGCAAUACAACAUCUAGCGGGGAUUACCAGAGCAAUACAACAUCUAGCGGGGAUUACCAGAGCAAUACAACAUCUAGCGGGGAUUACCAGAGUAAUACAACAUCUAGCGGGGAUUACCAGAGCAAUACAACAUCUAGCGGGGAUUACCAGAGUAAUACAACAUCUAGCCGGGAUUACCAGAGCAAUACAACAUCUAGCGGGGAUUACCAGAGUAAUACAACAUCUAGCGGGGAUUACCAGGGCAAUACAACAUCUAGCGGGAAUUACCAGAUCAAUACAAAAUCUAGCGGGGAUUACCAGGGCAAUACAACACCUAGCGGGGAUUACCAGACCAAUACAACAUCUAGCGGGGAUUACCAGAUCUAUACAACAUCUAGCGGGGAUUACCAGAGCAAUACAACAUCUAGCAGGGAUUACCAGAGCAAUACAACAUCUAGCAGGGAUUACCAGAGCAAUAAAACAUCUAGCAGGGAUUACCAGAGCAAUACAACAUCUAGCGGGGAUUACCAGAGCAAUACAACAUCUAGCGGGGAUUACCAGAACAAUACAACAUCUAGCGGGGAUUACCAGAGCAAUACAACAUCUAGCAGGGAUUACCAGAGCAAUACAACAUCUAGCGGGGUACAACAUCUAGCGGGGAUUACCAGAGUAAUACAACAUCUAGGGGGGAUUACCAGAGCAAUACAACAUCUAGCGGGGAUUACCAGAGCAAUACAACAUCUAGCGGGGAUUACCAGAGCAAUACAACAUCUAGCGGGGAUUACCAGAGUAAUACAACAUCUAGCGGGGAUUACCAGAGCAAUACAACAUCUAGCGGGGAUUACCAGAGUAAUACAACAUCUAGCGGGGAUUACCAGAGCAAUACAACAUCGGCAGGUUUUACUUCAAAUUAACUGA